Fusarium tjaetaba is the source of this 765-nucleotide messenger RNA. Its product is annotated as GTP-binding protein rab2. The transcript has a single exon. Gene Ontology annotation, molecular function: GTP binding; GTPase activity. The record is from RefSeq and is a predicted model, not a curated record. NCBI's taxonomy places the organism in Eukaryota, Fungi, Ascomycota, Sordariomycetes, Hypocreales, Nectriaceae. Gene Ontology annotation, biological process: regulation of endocytosis. The coding region runs from base 1 to 765 and encodes 254 amino acids. Gene Ontology annotation, cellular component: endosome.
AUGUCGACCACACCGUGGGAUUACAUCGCCAAACUCGUCUGCAUCGGCGACUCAGGAUGCGGCAAGUCUAGUCUUACCAUCCGUCUCUGCGAAGGACGCUUUUCGCCUCAUCACGACGUCACCAUUGGCGUUGAAUUCGGCUCCCGUAUCGUCCCCGUCGGCCCUCCUCACUCAAAAAUCGGCGCCGCCAACUCUUCAGACCCUGAUAAUAAGGACCAAGAAGCCGACGGUCUUCCUGAACCUCCUCGGGAUGACUCCAACACACCCCAGAAGCAUAUGAAGCUUAGUCUUUGGGACACAGCUGGUCAGGAGACAUACAAGUCUGUCACUCGAUCUUACUUCCGAGGCGCAAGCGGUGCCCUGUUGGUCUUCGACCUGUCUCGAAAGCAAACCUUUCAGCAUGUUACAGACUGGCUCAACGAUCUACGACAGAUCGCCGAGCCCGAUAUUGUGGUUAUCCUGGUUGGUAACAAGGCAGACCUGACACAACAGGAGGACAAUAAGCGUGAGGUCACACGUGAGGAGGCAGAGGAGUGGGCCAAGCGUAAUGGCGUCAUGGAAUACGUCGAGACAAGCGCAAAAAGUGGCGAGAAUGUGGAAAAGGCUUUCAUGCGGGUAGCAGAGAGGAUAUACAACAAUAUCCAGGCGGGCAAGUACGACCUUAAUGACAGAAGAUCCGGUGUCAAGGGUGCAGGGGCUGGUGGAAAUCGCCAAGUCAAGCUAUCUGGAGAUGCCAACAAGUCAGCGGGAGGUGGCUGCUGUUAG